Molecule: messenger RNA, 1041 nt
Organism: Condylura cristata (star-nosed mole)
Lineage: Eukaryota; Metazoa; Chordata; Mammalia; Eulipotyphla; Talpidae
Gene: TPRN
Product: taperin
Exons: 4
Biological process (GO): auditory receptor cell stereocilium organization; stereocilium maintenance; sensory perception of sound
Cellular component (GO): stereocilium base
Molecular function (GO): phosphatase binding
Source: RefSeq, a predicted model, not a curated record
GCCGAAGCCGAAGCCGAAGCCGCCCAGGGUGCCAGGGUUCCUGGCUGCACGAAGAAUGGCGGGGAGCCUGGCAGGCCGCGGCUGCCCGUCACCGUCAUCGACGAGGUGGACUCGGAGGACGAGGCCCCGCAAGAAGCCAAACCGCCCUGUGUGGGGGUCAGCGCGCCUCCCCAGCACCAGCCGCAGGCCGCCGGGCCCGGGCACCCGGCAGAGCUCCUGCGCAGAGGCGGCCACACCUUUGUGGUGGUGCCCAAGAGGAAGCCGGGGGCCCUGCAGGCCGACGGGGAGCCCUGGCCCCGAGGGGCUGAGGGAGAGGCGGUGCGCAGCCCCCCAGAGACCCCGGCCGCCCCGCUGAAGAAGCGCUACCCCGCGGCCCACGAGAUCGAGGUGAUAGGCGGCUACCUCGCCCCGCAGAGAUCCUGUCUCAGCAAAGCCGGCGCCUCGCGCAAGAAGAUGAAGAUCUCUUUCAAUGACAAGAGCCUGCAGACCACCUUUGAGUACCCGUCCGAGAGCUCCCUGGCGCAGGAGGGGGCCGAGGGCGCGGAGGGUGACGAGGACGAGGACAGUUCCGGCUCUGACGGGGCCUCCGAGCUCUUCCUGCCGCGGGUUACGUUUGUGAGCAGCGACAGCAGCGCCUGCCUGUCCAGCUACACCCCCAAGCACGCCGUGGCCUUCAACCAGUGGCAGGAGCAGAGGUCGGAGCCAGAGCCCGCGGAGCCCGAGGCCCCGUCCAGCGAGGUCAUGCUCACCCCAGCCGGCCAGGACGACCUCUCAGACUUCCGCAGCGAGCCGGCCCUCUACUUCUGAGCCCGACCUGGACCUGCGCAAGGCCAAGCGGGCUGGGAGCCGCCCUGUCUGCCCCCGGCUGGAAACCGCGCCCCCCUCUCCCUCCCAGGGGCACCCUGGCCCCUCCCCAGGCCCGGGGUCACUGCCUGUGGAGCGGGUGGUGCGUGGCCGGGGCUGGCCUGGCCGCACCCUCAGCAGGACUCGGGGCCCCGCCAAGGCCCCCGUCUCCAACAGCUCAAUAAACAGCGACGGCGA